GGGGUGGCUGGCGGGGGCGACGCCGCCCCGUCCCGGGGCGGGCUUGAUCGAGGGGAAGAUGUGUUGGGGGGGCCGCUGCUGAGGGAGCCCCUGGCCGGGAGCGAUUCACCUCUCGGCCUGGCAGGGGUGCGGCGGGCGGACCCCGGCUGAAGGGCUCUUGUUACCCUCACGUCGGGGAAGUAAAACCGAGUGAGGUUUCAUGAAUCAGACUGGGCUUUUAGGAGUUUCUUCUGAAGAUGUACAUGUUGAUUGAAAACCGCACGAGUUCCCAUCUUCAUCUGAAGAGGUCACCUGGCAUCCGAUCAUGGUCUCUCUUUGUUGGAAUAGCCUCUAUUGGUUUGGCUGCUGCUUAUUAUAGUGCAGACAGCUUGGCAUGGAAGCUCUUCUAUAUGGCCGGGUGUUUCUUUGUGGCAGCACAGAAUCUGGAGCAGUGGGAGGAAGCUGUAUUUGAUAAGAACAAGGGAACAGUCUGCCUAAAAACAUUCAGCCUUUACAAAAAAAUACUGACCUUCUCAAAAGGAGGCAAUGAACAAGUUGUGGCUCUACUGAAUGAGAUCCGAGAUGUGAAUGUGGAAGAGGAGACUGUGCGCUACUUUGGGAAGGGUUACCUGGUUGUGCUACGAUUUGUCACUGGAUUUUCCCACCCACUGACUCAGAGUGCAGUGCUGGGCUGUAGAAGUGAUGUGGAAGCAGUUGCCAAACUCAUUACUAGUUUUCUGGAACUGGACAGAGUAGAGAGCCAACAAGAUCUCUCUCAGAGCAGCGAAACAGAGGCUAGUGAUGCAGAUGAACCACAGGAUAAAUAUUAAUAGUCAUCAUGAGCUGAAGAAAGCGGAGUCUUUCAAACAUCUGGAAAAUACACUGAUUUUUGUUUGGCGAAAGAAAUCCCUUACAAUCUUGACCUGGGCAUUUCUCUACAUGUGCACUUACAAUGGGAAGAAUUUCUCUUAGGGCAUCUUUUCUAGUGCUAAACUGCUUCAGGGUCCGUGCUCCCCGUAUUGCUGCUGUAGAGUCCAAACCAAUUUCUGCUUUAUUUGCUCCUUUGCCUUAGUUCCUGUAUGUGGACACUGCCAGCUUUUGAACUUUGUCAGCUCGUCAAACUUCUCUAGGAAUAGUUAUUUAUUAAUUAAUCGGUUUGAAAUCAUUUAAUGCUUUCCAAUAAAUGAAGUGGAGAUACAGAUGUAAACUGCCACUUACUGCGAACAUCUGCUGCAGGUACAGUAUAUGAAAUGUAGAAGAGCUGAAUUUGUAACUCAUAACACAAUGCUUUGAGGCUUUUCUUGAAGUGUUAUAAAUGACUGAAUAUAUUGCUAAAUUGGUUUUAAGCAGCUUGAUAUAUGCAAUUAGGUGAUGCAGAAUAGUGGCGUUUUUAUAUUUUCUACUACCGACUUGCCAUUAGAUACUAGUGGAAAUUAAAGAUUGAGUGACUGUCUGGGAAUUGAAAACAUCAGGUUGAUGAUUCAACAUCUUUGGAAUAUUCUAGCUUAAUCCUGCUCUACUUAACUUUUGGGUAUAGACUACCCCAAAAUAGAAUAACCUUUUUCUAGACCUCAACAUUUACUAUUUUAACUGUGUAUUUAGAAAUGAAGAAAAGCACAUCUGUUACUUUAGGUAGGGGGAAGGCUGAUGUCAAACAAUGUGGUAGCCUAGAUUUGUUGAGUAUUUCCUCAUCUGAAAUGAUACUGAAGUGCUAAAUAAUAAUAUUUUUAAGAUAGCUGGGAUAGAUUUGACUUGUACCCAUGUUUUACUCCAGGUGCAUAGUGUCCGCUGUUCUGACUAAGGGUUUCAGAAAUAGUUAAAAUAUUAAUUUUCCAAGAUAUUUUUUAUGGAAAAGCUACCUCUGUUAGUCAAUAUGUUCUAUUUGGAAUUAAAACUUCAUCAUGCCUGUAUCAACAUGUCAGUACAAGAGAAAAGUUGUAAAGAAGUGAAAGUUCCUUCAACAUGCUAAAACUGCUUGUAUUAAAGUUUGCUAGGUUUUAUUUAGGAAUUGUGUGGUUUUAAGGCCUGAAUUAGAAAGUACUGACACAGUUACUUCUGGGAGAUCUGACUGGGGUACAAGGUAACUGUGUGGUCUGCUUUUACCUUUGGCCAGCAGCAAAUGUCUUCUGGCAGCAGUUUCUUCAGGACUUAAAGGAACUUGCAUUCUUGUUUCAAAGCAUUCUACCUCUAUAGAAAGACAGCUAUGGAAAGAUUUCAGCAGAAGGUACGUUCUGUUGUGUAUUCUGUCUAUAUCUGAAACUAAGCAUGUGUUUAUCUGACCAAAGAACAGGCUGUACCAAGAUUUCACUUGAGCUGUGAGACAAAGGUGCUUUUACUGUCAGUUCGAAAGGGUAAUCAAGCUGUAACAGGGAGACAGCUGUUGAUGCAGCUUGGCUGCAGCACAGAAGUGGGUUUAUUUCUAUUAAAUAAGUAAAGAAACUUGUCAUUGCAUCAGGUUCCACAGCAGACCUCUGCCAAUAGUCAUGCUUGUGAAGUCCUCUGAGUUGGUGGGCUAAUCGUGUGGCUUUCAAUCUCUGUCCCACAUAGCUGGAACUGGGAAGCUGCUAUGUAUGAAUGUGGGAAAAUUAGGUUGCAGGCAAUUAGCUAAAGUUGACCUUUAUUCUGAAGCACAGCUGUAAGCUAAUAAUCAUCAAACCUGCUUUAAAAAAAUACUGCAGGGUGUAAUGCUUUGGAGAGCUCUUAAUUUAAAUCCACUGUAAUAUAUACCCUAGGUGGUGCUCAUUUUAGAGAGAGGAGAAUGAGAUGGGGAAUUUGGAGAACUUCUUUUCCCCCACUGUGUAAAGUGAGAAUGUCAGGUGUUACAGGGACUUCCAGUAAGAAAUACUGAAAAAAAACAUAGUAUUUAAUGGUACAAUGAAAGCAAAAGGGCUCAACCUGCUGCUUUGUAGCCAGGAUAUUUAGAGGGAAUGCAUGGUAUGGGUCUUCAUUGCACUUAAAUUCUUAGCCCGCAGAUUUGAGCAUGGAUGAGAUGGACAAAACUACCUGCAUUCAAUCUUGGCUAUAUUGGGAUUCUUUAUUUCCACGAGGGCUAACAUUCCGUGGAAGAGACGAACCAUGCUGUGGUUUUCCAGUUAAAUCAGCUUUAGAAAGGUACAUCUGUUGAUCUAGCCCUACACUGCAUCCUGUGCUCUGCUUCUGCUUUUGUUCUUUUGUGCAUCUAGCUUGCUGUACAUUCUUGACAUUAGUAACAUAUAUUUAUGGACUAUGCAAGAAUAAAACAAUGUAAGGAAAAUUCAGAAUCCCUGGAAAGAAGAAUGACCUAACAGAUAUAACCUGAAAUACAUUCUGUGAAAUAAGUUGCAUUUUGAGUUUAUGUCCCAAUGAUGGUCUCUUUAAAGAUGUUCUGUUGUGUCCCCCUCGCACCCGAGUAUCCUCUUGGCAGUGGGCAGGAGUGGGAUGGCUGCUGGCAUGCAGUGUGUGUCUAGGAGGAGUGUUUUGACUCCUCAGCCUUUCACUUGGAACAGCUGGUGUGAUCCUUUCUUCUCCUUUCCAUUUUCCACUUAGCAGCCCAGUCGCCAUACAGACUAGUACAGUUUCAGAUGGGAACACGAGUUCCCUAAGACUGAGCUAACAUGAAGGGGGACGGAGUAAAUUCUUCAAAUGCUGUGGGUUCUGCCUGUGGGCUGUAUGUCAUGCACUGCCAGCUGGUACGGACAACAGGGAGCCUUGUGAUGCUGACCUACAGUGCAGGUAAAGGAUGUUUGAACUUGGCAGUUGGAUGCUGCACGUGAAUGUGUAUUACAAGCUGAUGUAUAUAUCUCCUGAUCUAGGUUUUGAGACUCCUGUCUUCAAAAACUGUUGUGUCUUUUGUACUUGGAAGACAUAGCCAAAUUUUCAUGUUUUGCAGUAACCGUGCAUGGAAAAUGAACUCGCAAAUUGUUGUUAAUGUGGAUUUGGUUCUGCCAAUGUCUGUGGACUCCUCGGCAAUGUGAUGCAGCUUGAAGGAACUGUCUAGAACAGCAGGUGCUAACUCCAGACAGGUUCUGUUCUCUUGCCACUAGUCCUCUCUCUGAUCUUCUUUUCCUGUCCCUUUUCACCAUUUUGCUGAAGGCUUUGGAUGGUUUUCCUCACUUCUCUCAGGCCUAGCAUACUGAAAGGCCCAGUAAACGUAGCCUUGUGUGUGCCUCGUGUAAAGUGGCUUGUACUAAAAGGAAUCAUGUGAAAAACUAGUUUUGGUUAGGAAAGUAGGUAAUCUGAGAAGAGUAUUACAGAUGUAUUCAUGCAGGUUUUUGCAUCUCAGGAUGUCUAGCAGCUUGAGGCUAGACAGCUCUAAUUUGACUUUUAAAUGAUUUGAAAACCUGCAUAAAAGAUGUUAAUUUAGAUCUAACCUCCUACUCCAUAAAGCCAACACUUUCUAUUAUGUCCUUUAGUACAGCUGUAUUCUAAGCGCCAUUUGGCAGAUGCUUCAGCUUAAACUUGAGUAGCACAUCUGACCUUGCACGUAUGGGGUUGGAUGGGAUCACGGCCUUAGCUGUCAAAGGGAGAAAGUUGCAUCAUCUAAACUAUGAUCUAAUAUUCUGAUAUUUCACAAAAUGAGAUACUCCUGUAACCAGGAUCAACUGGGCAAGCCUCAAAGAAAAAUCCAAAUAUUUAUACCAUAAAGCUGAGAUCUGACUCUUGUGCUGUAUUUAUGAAGCUACAUAGAUAUCAAAGCCUAAGCUGGCUUACAUAGUAAAGUGCACUAGUUCUGAUACUGUACUUAGAUUGCUGUGAGGCAAAAAUAAUUCUGGAAAAUGUUUAGAAAUUGCUUUUCUACUUUAAAACUGCAAGUAGGUUUUCAGCAAGGCCUUGUAUGUUGUCAAUUUAAAUAAGAGGUCCAUUGAUAAAAUCAACUUUGAUAAA
Tyto alba (common barn owl) is the source of this 4842-nucleotide messenger RNA. RefSeq names its product cytochrome b-245 chaperone 1. The transcript has 7 exons. Bases 237 to 809 code for a protein of 190 amino acids. The record is from RefSeq and is a predicted model, not a curated record. NCBI's taxonomy places the organism in Eukaryota, Metazoa, Chordata, Aves, Strigiformes, Tytonidae.